UGUUAUUUUUUUAAUUUUGAAAUCUGAUUUCAACAAAAUUAAUCAAAGUCGAUUUCCCUUGAAAAUUACCUUUCUAGUAACAGGGAAAUUUUCGUUUUAAAUUUUUAAUUUCAUUUAUAAGUUCUUAAGCAAUGACACUAUCACCUGAUUAUAUUUUCAGUCAAAAUUUGUAUCCUGUAACAUCAGUUUGUUUCUUCUCUGUUUUCAGUGUCGAUUAUUUUGUUACAGGUGACGAGAAAGGUGUCAUUAAAUUUUGGAAUCUCACCGAAUACAGGAGACUGUUGACAUUUGAAGCUCACAAUUCCAAGAUUAUUACCAUUCAAAAGGAUGAAGGUGCUGCAAAACUUAUUACUCAAGUUCGAGGUGAAAUAAAAAUUUGGAAUUUUGUCGAAUGUCCUCUUAAUUUACUAUUGUGUCAAGUUUAUAAAUCAUCAUUGACAAGUUUGUGUACCUGCUCCUAUUUGAGUCUAGAAGAUGGAAAUUAUCUACUUGCCUCUUGCUCAGCCUCUGACUCUAAAUAUAUUGAUAUUUUCCAUCAAAAAUCUGAAUUUGAGAAAAUCGUGGAACCCAAAUUAUCGGAUGAAACUGGAAUGCUUAUGGCUCUGAAAUUUAUUUGUAACGCUGAUGAAAAUCGGAUUUUGCUUUUAACUGGACAUGAAUCAGGAGUUUUGAAGUGCUUCCAGAUUACAUAUGAUAACGAGAAUGGAGUGGAAGAAACCAAAGAAAUGGAUUCGCUAACCUUAUUUGAUGAUAUGAUAACAUCACUGGAUUUUGAUGAUAAUACUCGUAGAGGUAUUUGUGGAUCAGUUUAUACAAAAUUGACUAUUUUUGGCUUGAAAGAGACUAAUAUUGGUGAUUGCUUUUAUAAAUUGCUAGCCCUUAAAUCGGUUGAAAUGAAGAACCCAGGAAUCUCAUCAAUCAAAAUAAGACCUGAUUCUCGUGUUGUUGCAAUUUCUUGCUGGAACUCAAGAGUUUAUUUAUUUUCAUGGAAAUCUAUGAAACUUCUAGCAGUCAUAGAUAAGCAUAAACAGUCAAUAAAUGCUAUAGCAUUUUCAUCGCAACUUUUAAACGAU
Messenger RNA from Tetranychus urticae (two-spotted spider mite), 1073 nucleotides. Its product is annotated as guanine nucleotide-binding protein subunit beta-like protein 1. NCBI's taxonomy places the organism in Eukaryota, Metazoa, Arthropoda, Arachnida, Trombidiformes, Tetranychidae. Gene Ontology annotation, molecular function: protein binding. The record is from RefSeq and is a predicted model, not a curated record.